AUGUCGGACAACCAACUAAAGAAUAUUGAUGACAUCCUUAACAAUAUACCGCUUCGAAACAAAUUUGGAGACAACUACCCAAGGGAGCGGCUUAGCAAAGUUGAAGUGCCACUAUAUAAAAUCGAAAAUAUAGCAGACUCUAAGAAGAUGUUUGAACCAUGGUAUAAAGAGUGUGAUGAGAUAAUAGCUGCAUGUGAGGUGCAUGAUCAGCUGGGUCGAAAUUUUGAACAAUGGUACAACGAAAAAUAUAUAAGUACAAAACCGCCGGGAAUGGUACAAGGAAAUGGGGAGAUAAGUGUAUUGUCUCCAUCAAAGAAGCAUGGUGAAAUGUUGAAAUGA
This is a messenger RNA of Nakaseomyces glabratus, 339 nucleotides long. It is a transcript of the gene MVB12, whose product is annotated as ubiquitin-binding ESCRT-I subunit protein MVB12. Gene Ontology annotation, molecular function: ubiquitin binding. Gene Ontology annotation, biological process: endosome transport via multivesicular body sorting pathway. Lineage: Eukaryota; Fungi; Ascomycota; Saccharomycetes; Saccharomycetales; Saccharomycetaceae. Gene Ontology annotation, cellular component: ESCRT I complex. The record is from RefSeq and is a predicted model, not a curated record.